Molecule: messenger RNA, 933 nt
Organism: Ilex paraguariensis (yerba mate)
Lineage: Eukaryota; Viridiplantae; Streptophyta; Magnoliopsida; Aquifoliales; Aquifoliaceae
Source: the annotation of a GenBank genome assembly
CAUACAUGAGCCACUUGAUCUUGAAACCCCAAAUCCUCCCUUACAAGAACCAUUACCAGUGUCUUCACGGGUAAAAAAAUGGCAAGAGAUAUUCAUUUAGUAAUGCUCCCAUGGUCCGCAUUUGGUCAUUUGAUGCCAUUUUUUCAGCUUUCAGUAGCCCUUGCCAAAGCAGGAGUUCAUGUCUCUUUUGUAUCAACUCCCAGGAACAUCCAUAGACUCCCUAAACUUAAUCCAAAUAUAGCUGCUCUGAUGAAUCUAGUGGAGCUUCCACUCCCACCUUCGGAUCAAAACAUUUUACCAGAAGGUGCUGAGGCCACGGUUGACAUUCCCUUUGAGAAAAUUCAGUAUUUGAAGGUGUCAUAUGAUCUCCUGGAACAACCCUUUAGGCGAUUCGUUACCGAUUGGAUCAUCGCUGAUGUCACUCCUCACUGGGCAGUUGAUGUAGCACAAGAGUGUAGUGUCCCGCUCAUUAUCUUCUACGCCUUCUGUGCUGCUUUUACUGUGAUCUCUGGGCCACCACAGUACAUGGUAGGUGAUGGUCAAAAAAGAGUUAGGGGAACGCCGGAGAGUCUGACAGCACCACCGGAGUGGGUGAAUUUUCCGUCAACAGUAGCUUAUAGGAGUUAUGAAGCAAUAGGUGUAUACACCCAAUUUUUUGAAGGAAAUGCCUCAGGGAUAACAGAUGCCCAACGUGCCGAGUAUCUGGUUGUUUUCCUUUUAUCAUUGAUCAACCCGAGUGCAAGAUUACUGGUUGACAAUGGUUUGGCCAUUGAAGUGGAUAGCGCAAUGACGGAUUAUAAAACUGGGAUCGGCACAUCCAAGCCUCUAAGAGAAGCCAUGGUUUCAAAAGGAGAAGAAUGUGGCCUGUGCUCGAAAAGCCUCUGUGAUCUUCAGGACCGGCAGCUGGAAGACCAUUUCAUUGGUACUUGCUAG